This is a messenger RNA of Cydia fagiglandana, 1444 nucleotides long. It is a transcript of the gene Trax, whose product is annotated as translin-associated protein X. The transcript is spliced from 6 exons. The record is from RefSeq and is a predicted model, not a curated record. Gene Ontology annotation, cellular component: nucleus; cytoplasm. Gene Ontology annotation, molecular function: RNA endonuclease activity; sequence-specific DNA binding; RNA binding. Bases 112 to 963 code for a protein of 283 amino acids. NCBI's taxonomy places the organism in Eukaryota, Metazoa, Arthropoda, Insecta, Lepidoptera, Tortricidae.
UAAAAAAAUAUAGUUGUCAAAAAUUUGCGAAGCGGGCAAAUUUGUGAAAAGUUGUUUUCAAUUAAUUUAUUAUUUUGGUAUUCAUAAAAAAUAUUACUAAUUUCUAAUAGAAUGUCAGGACGAGGCAGAAAUCGUCGUGGGAACCGCAGUCACCACCACAACCAGAACCACACUUUAUCUUCCGUGGCCAAGGAGACGGUGGAGUCUCUGCCGGCGGAUAGUCCGGUGCUGGCGCUCUUUAAAGCCACGGCGCAGAAGCUCACGGAGCGCCAGGACCGCCACGAGAGGCUCGUCAAACUUUCGAGGGAUAUCACCAUCGAAAGCAAGCGGAUUAUCUUUCUCCUACAUUCUUCUAUAACCAAAGAAUCUGCAGACAAAGUUCUCCAAGAGGCUAAGGAGCGAAUUCAGAAGCUGAUCCAAGGGCCUCUCAAGUAUAUCGGUUUAGAGCUUGAGCACAGCCCAGCGCACCUGCAUGGUAGAGCUGUAACUGCAGGGUUUCAGGAGUUCAUAGAGGCAUGGACAUUCUUCACACUCAUGGAACGGAAGGAGAUCAUAUCUUGGAAGGAUGUGCAGGCCCAAUUGACAUACAGAGUGGCUGCUAAGGACUCGGAGGAAGAGCGGACAGUAAUCACCAUGCUCACAUACAAUGAUUACAUGCUUGGGGUAGCAGAUCUAACAGGGGAACUGAUGCGGAAGGCUAUCAACAGUAUCUCCAGUGGGGACAGUGAGGAUUGUUUUUACGCUUGUCAGGUCGUGCGCGAUCUGUACACAGGCUAUUGCGGUUUAUUCGGGUCCGGGCGCGAGCUGGCGCGCAAGACGUCGACGACGCGCGCCAGCGUGGCCAAGGUGGAGGGCGCCGUGUACGCGCUGCGCGUGCGCGGCGGCGAGGCGCCCGCGCCGCUGCUGCUGCCCGCGCCCGACCGCUGGGAGCAACACCACGACGACGAUGAAGGGUUCUACUAGUUUACCUGACGUGGCGUGGAGGUGGUAGUCACGUUUUACUAGUUUACCUGACGUGACGUGUUACGAUGCCAGUCAUGUUUUACUAGUUUACCUGACGUGAUUGUUGCGGUGGCAGUCAUGUUUUACUAGUUCACCUGACGUGACGUGUUGCGGUGCCAGUCAUGUUUUACAAGUUUACCUGACUUGACGUUGCAGUGGUAGUCAUGUUUUACUAGUUUACCUGAUGUGACGUGUCGCGAUUGCAAUCACGUUUUGACGGUCUGGGUGCGACAGCGGAGCGAUUUUGUAAAUUCUAUCUUAUUUAACAGCAGUUUAACAUCACCUUGUUUUGCGCCGAGUCUAUGGCCAUCUGUCAAAAGGUGACAGAAAGUGAUUUCAUUAUGUGACUGAUGUUGAUAUAAGACGUAGUUAUUUAAGAUUAAGUACAGUUUAUAAAAUUUAAUACCUAUAUGUCAAAAUAAAAUUUAUAAAACUAAAUGAA